Molecule: messenger RNA, 1279 nt
Organism: Ceratitis capitata (Mediterranean fruit fly)
Lineage: Eukaryota; Metazoa; Arthropoda; Insecta; Diptera; Tephritidae
Gene: nac
Product: GDP-fucose transporter 1
Exons: 4
Coding region: 160-1170 (336 amino acids)
Biological process (GO): protein O-linked glycosylation via fucose; GDP-fucose import into Golgi lumen
Cellular component (GO): Golgi apparatus
Molecular function (GO): antiporter activity
Source: RefSeq, a predicted model, not a curated record
AUUACUGACCCUUUUGACAACGCUAUAAACAAAAUAAAAAACAUCAUGAACAAUUUAUACAGCUGUUUCAUUGUUAUCAAUGCAGGGUUUUUGAAGCAUAGUAUUUAUCAGUUAUCAUUUUAAUGUUUCUAAACACAAUUUAUUGAAUAAAUCAUCGCCAUGUAUACUAGCAUGUCUGAACACAAUUACUUGGUGAAUAAAUAUCUAAAAAUAUUUUUUGUCGUUGCUCUCUAUUGGACGGUUUCCAUAUGUACGGUGUUCGUAAAUAAACUGCUGCUAAGUAGCGACACGGUAAAUUUAGAUGCGCCCCUGUUCGUCUGCUGGUUUCAAUGUCUACUCACAGCCUGCCUAUGCGGUCUUCUGAGUAUGUUGGGUCGACGAUACCCGAAUGUUAUCACAUUUCCGGCUGGUAAUCCUUUUGACAUAGAUACAUUUCGAAAGAUUUUGCCGCUUUCUAUAUUGUUUACGCUAAUGGUGGGCACAAACAAUUUAUGCCUUAAAUAUGUUGGAGUGGCAUUUUACUACAUUGGUCGUUCAUUGACAAUAGUAUUCAAUGUUGUACUGACAUAUACACUGUUACGACAGAAAACAAGUUAUAAAGCAAUAAUUUGCUGCGUUUUUGUUGUUUUUGGUUUCUUAUUGGGAGUGGAUCAGGAGAGCAUAACUGCACAAUUUUCUCUUCGAGGCACGAUCUAUGGAGUUAUGGGAUCGCUUAUAUUGGCAUGGUAUUCUAUUCAAACCAAAAAAUCUUUAGUACAUGUUCAACAGGAAGUUCUGCUACUAAGUUUCUACAAUAAUGUUUAUUCAAGCUUCCUUUUCUUGCCACUUAUUUUAAUGAAUGGCGAAGUCAGUGCAAUUAUUAAUUACGAGCAUAUUUUCGCUCCGUGGUUUAUUGGUGCUAUGGUUGUUGGUGGCCUAUGCGGUUUCGCAAUAGGAUUUGUAACAGUGUUAGAGAUAAAGGUGACGUCACCAUUGACACAUAAUAUAUCUGGAACAGCAAAGGCUUGCGCUCAAACCGUUAUAGCCACACAAUGGUAUAAUGAUACAAAGUCGGGUUUAUGGUGGACAUCGAAUUUUAUUAUUUUAUUAGCCAGUGCCGCAUAUACACGUGUAAAACAACUAGAAAUGCAACGUCAGCAUGAACGUGGUAGCACUACACAAAAGGCAUAGCAAUGAAAGUUUAAUUUGUUUAUAAUACAUUGCGAUUUUCGAACGCAAUACUAAGAUAAACUUUUUAGUAUUUUAGACCAAAUACAUACAUAAUUACAUAUAUACCAUA